AUGGCCAGUGCAAGUGAGGAGAACGGCAGCGAGCCGAUCAAGCGAGAUGUUCGCAACCAUAUGCUCUUCGAGGUGGCCACCGAAGUCGCCAACCGCGUAGGAGGAAUCUACUCCGUGCUCAAGUCCAAAGCCCCCGUCACAACGGCGGAAUAUGGCGAGCGCUAUACCUUGAUCGGGCCUCUGAACCGAGCUUCGGCGGCCGUCGAGGUCGAGGAAUUGACCCCCUCGAAUCCUCGCAUGGUGGAAACCAUCCAGUCCAUGAAGGAACGCGGCGUUGAGAUGGUCUACGGUCGUUGGCUGAUUGAAGGCGCUCCGCGCGUACUUCUCAUCGACACGGGCACUGGCUACAAGUACCUGGACGAGUGGAAGGGCGAUUUAUGGAACACGGCGGGCAUUCCAUCGCCGUCGGCUGAUACGGAGACAAAUGAAGCCAUUGUCUUUGGAUACUUGGUGGCAUGGUUCUUGGGUGAGUUUAUCGCUCACGAACGCCGCCGUGCUGUGGUCGCUCAUUUCCACGAAUGGCUUGCUGGCGUUGCUCUCCCUCUUACCAAGAAGCGGCAUAUGGACCUGACGACCAUCUUCACCACUCAUGCGACGCUCCUCGGACGCUACCUCUGCGCGGGCUCCGUGGAUUUCUACAACAACCUCCAUCAUUUUGACGUGGAUGCGGAGGCUGGUAAACGUGGGAUCUACCAUCGAUACUGCAUCGAGCGAGCGGCUGCCCACACGGCGGAUGUCUUUACCACUGUCUCGCAUAUCACUGCGUUCGAGAGUGAACAUCUGCUGAAGCGGAAGCCGGAUGGAGUCCUACCCAACGGACUUAAUGUGAAGAAAUUCUCGGCCGUCCACGAGUUCCAGAAUCUUCACUCGCAGUCCAAGGAGAAGAUCAAUGAUUUCGUCCGCGGUCACUUCUAUGGCCACAACGAUUUUGAUCUGGAAAACACCCUCUACGUCUUUACCUCGGGACGUUAUGAGUUCCGGAACAAGGGCGUUGACAUGUUCAUCGAAGGCCUGGCGCGUCUGAAUCAUCGCUUGAAGGAUAGCGGGUCGAAAACGACCGUUGUUGCAUUCAUUAUUAUGCCUGCGCAAACAACAUCCCUCACCGUCGAAGCGCUUAAGGGACAGGCAGUCGUGAAGUCAUUGCGUGACACCAUCGAGAUGAUCGAGCAAGGCAUUGGGCGACGCAUGUAUGAGCGCUGCUUGGCAUGGAAGGAGGGCGAGAACAUGCCUGACGAGAAGGACUUGAUGGCCAGCCAAGAUCGGGUCCUGUUGCGUCGUCGCCUGUUUGCCAUGAAACGACAUGGGCUGCCUCCGAUUGUCACUCACAAUAUGACAAAUGACCACGAGGACCCCAUCCUGAAUCAAAUCCGCCGCGUUCAGCUGUUCAACCACUCGUCAGACCGCGUCAAGGUUGUUUUCCACCCCGAGUUUCUUAACUCUUCCAACCCCGUGCUGCCAUUGGACUAUGAUGACUUUGUCCGCGGGACGCAUCUCGGCGUCUUUCCGUCGUACUAUGAACCGUGGGGAUAUACGCCAGCGGAGUGUACGGUGAUGGGAGUUCCCAGUAUCACCACCAACCUGUCAGGAUUCGGUUGUUAUAUGGAGGAAUUGAUCGAAAACUCGUCCGACUACGGUAUCUACAUCGUGGACCGCCGGAUGAAGGGCGUUGAUGAUUCAGUGAACCAGCUUACCGAAUUUAUGUACAACUUCACGAUGAAGAGCCGACGACAACGGAUCAAUCAGCGGAAUCGGACCGAGCGGCUGAGCGAUCUGUUGGACUGGAAGCGCAUGGGAUUGGAAUACGUCAAGGCUCGGCAGUUGGCUCUGCGAAGAGCUUACCCAUCUUCAUUUGGUAGCACCGAAGAUUUCUUUGAUGUCAUUGGAGGCACCGAGCAGAAGCUGUCGCGGCCGCUGUCCGUUCCCGGCUCGCCUAAGGAUCGUUCGGGAGUGAUGACCCCCGGAGACUUCGCAUCGCUUCAGGAGAUCAAAGAGGGACUGAGUACCGAGGAUUAUGUUGCCUGGAAGCUUCCUACCAACGAGGAGGAGGAGCCCGACGAGCCCUUUUUCCCACUAACCCUGCGCACCAAGAAAGCCGGCGACCGACCGUCGUCGCCGCUCGAUCGGAUAUCAGUCAACGGCGACACCUAA
This is a messenger RNA of Aspergillus steynii IBT 23096, 2148 nucleotides long. Its product is annotated as glycogen synthase. NCBI's taxonomy places the organism in Eukaryota, Fungi, Ascomycota, Eurotiomycetes, Eurotiales, Aspergillaceae. The record is from RefSeq and is a predicted model, not a curated record. Gene Ontology annotation, molecular function: alpha-1,4-glucan glucosyltransferase (UDP-glucose donor) activity. Gene Ontology annotation, biological process: glycogen biosynthetic process. Gene Ontology annotation, cellular component: cytoplasm. The coding region runs from base 1 to 2148 and encodes 715 amino acids. The transcript has 4 exons.